This is a messenger RNA of Monopterus albus (swamp eel), 2218 nucleotides long. RefSeq names its product CUB and zona pellucida-like domain-containing protein 1. The coding region runs from base 250 to 1581 and encodes 443 amino acids. The transcript has 9 exons. Lineage: Eukaryota; Metazoa; Chordata; Actinopteri; Synbranchiformes; Synbranchidae. The record is from RefSeq and is a predicted model, not a curated record.
ACCACACCAACGACACCCACAACCUCAUGGUGGCCUUGGUGGUAUGGUGCAACUACAACCGCAGCACCAACGACAACCACAACCUCAUGGUGGCCUUGGUGGUAUGGUGCAAAUGCAACCGCAGCACCAGUUACUACCACCACACGACAGCUGUACGCCACCACUUCUCCUCUCAGUAAACUGCCUUUGCAGUUUUCUUUACUCGUGGACCCACCUGUUCCCUCAUGUGAGGAUGGAGUCUACUUGCCAAUGUUUGUGCACCCAACACCUGAAAAUGGAGCACGCAUCCCAGCAGAGGUUGACAAAGAGGUGGAGAUCCGAGUCAAAGCUGAAGCUACAAACGCAACGAUAUCUGAUAUGAUCAUCAGUGGGCCACUGAAUAUCAGUAAGCACAGGACCACACAUGAUGAGUUUGUCAUUAGGUGGACACCAGUGCCAGAUGACCUGGGAGACUACUACCCCAUCUGCUUCGCUGUGGAAUCAAUGACAUGGUCUGGCAUUUAUCAGUCUGAGAUGAGAUGUGUUCUGGUGGGUGUCAAGAAGGAACAAGUGAAAACCAAUGUAAUUUGCACUACAUCCUCAAUGACGGUAGAGAUUGAGAAAUCUUCACUCCCUGGAAUCCAUGAGGAUCAUCUGCAGCUCAGUGACCCCAGCAACACUGUGUGCAACCUCCAGAGACACUCCAACAGCACUCACAUUGUCGCUGUCAUCCCCCUCAACACUUGUGGAACUCAGAUCGAGGAAGAUGACAAAAACCUCAUGUUCAAGAAUGAAAUUACCACGGUCAACAACGUGGGAGAUGUAAUCACCAGGAAAAACCUUCUGGAGGUGCAGUUCUACUGCCAGUACCCCAAACUGGGGAAUGUGACACUGGGCUUCACAGCACACAGGAAGAAUGUCACAGUGUGGGAAAGGGGCUUCGGCACGUUUACCUACCAGUUUGAGUUCUACCCUGACGAACAGUUCCAAACCAUGAUUGAUCCAAACUUGUACCCUCUGGAGAUUGACAUUGGGAGCAGGAUUUACAUGCAGAUAGAGGCCACCUCUUCAGUCAACAACACUGAGCUGUUUGUGGAGUCCUGCAGAGCUGCACCAUAUGACAACCCUAACUCCUGGCCGACCUACUCCAUCAUUGAAAAUGGAUGUGCAGUGGACCCAACGGUUGAAAUCUAUUCUCCUGCCCAUGACAGACAGUUCAAGCUGAGCAUGGAGGCCUUCACGUUUAUCGGUUUACAUGACCGUGUGUACAUCAGCUGCUCAGUCCUGAUUUGUGAAGCAGGAAACCCCAACACCAGAUGCUCACAGGGAUGCAUCAAUUCCACGUGGUCAGGUGGUUACCACCAUCACCAACGAAAGCGAGAGGCUGUCAUCCAGAGUGCAAAUCAUCUUGUUUCCCAGGGUCCUCUGCGCUUAAGGAGAUCGGCAGCGAGCACCCGACUCACAGAGACCAACCUGAAUCUGAACAUGGUUUUCAUUGCUGGAUGUCUUCUUGCAGCUGUUGGCAUGAUCUGUGGAGUGGCCAUGUACAGAGCCAAAAUGUCAAAGGCCACAUACCAACCUUUGUCUACAUUUGAAAGUUAAGACAGCACUGUGUGUAGAGAACAAAUUCUGAAUCAAUUCAACUACAUGCAAUGUUACUUUGAUUUUGUUCAGUUCUGGUGUUUACUCUUGUACCUUCUGCAAAUGAUUCAGUAUCAUUAUGUAUUACAGUUUGAUUGGAAACAACCAUCGUGAUUGAUAAAUGUAGUCCCACCUAAUCACAAUCAUUAUGUGUCAAAAGCACUGAUUGGCUUCAAACACAUGGAGGAGACAUAACUCAGUUAUGAUAUACAGUACUUGUUGAUCAAUAAACAUGUAUACUCACAUUUUUCUUCUGUCCCUUUUAUUUUGCUCACACACAUUUUCUCCUCUUUGUAAUCCAAUUAUGCUAUUCAACAGUACUGUCAGAUUGUGUGGCUCUAAGACAUUUCUAAAUGCAUAUAUAGCUGCACAGUGAUGCUUAUGUUUGUUGAAAUGUCUAUAAUCCGUCUUAUUGUCAUAGCACCACCGUAUAAAGUGGCCUCUACCAUCAGCAAAGCCAUGCUGUCCUUAUUGCGUAAUCACUUGUGAAACAACAUUUCUGAUUACUUUGUCUGAAGCAUAUUAUUACAAAGUUCAACCACAAACAUUAUCACAGUAUGAUCCAGUCGUACGGAAGACCUGUGGAAACUGUGCAAUU